Gamsiella multidivaricata is the source of this 852-nucleotide messenger RNA. RefSeq lists its product as uncharacterized. Lineage: Eukaryota; Fungi; Mortierellomycota; Mortierellomycetes; Mortierellales; Mortierellaceae. The record is from RefSeq and is a predicted model, not a curated record. The coding region runs from base 110 to 595 and encodes 161 amino acids. The transcript has a single exon.
ACAGCAACAGCAACAGCAACAGCAGCAGCAACAGCAACAGCAGCAACAGCAGCAACAGCAACAGCAACAGGAACAGCAACAACAACAGUGGCAGCUGACGAUUGAGGAUAUGGAUCCAGAGGACGAACCCUUGGCAGAAGAGGAAGUUCAGAACCAGGAGGACACAGAUCUUGAGGCUGUUACUGAAACAGAAGCAGAGCGCAUACAUUCUCUGAGGAGGCCACUGAGCACGGGAGAUAUAUCGUCGGAGACGCUCUCUGAACGUGUGCUGGCUUUCGAGGCCGAGCUUGGGAUGGAUCGAAGGGACCGGGGCAAUAACUCUGUGCGGUCACGACAGCAUCCGAGGAAGGACUCUGUCCACAGCGAUGUCAACACGCGGAUUGCUGGGAGCAGUGGCAAGAAGACCACACAACAUCCCUCGUCUGUGGGGGCAUUGGAGAAGACAAAGGGAGCUGGAGGUUCUUUCCGAAUGUUUUGGGAGGGUAUCAAGGAAAACCUGGGGUUUGGACUCGGAGGCAAGGCGAACAAGAUCCUGGUAGCGGUGAUUGUGAUUGCGGUGUUGGGGUCGAGCGUGGCGAAACUGAAGCGACGCUGAAGCUGAGGCGGAGGAGGGGGAGUGUGUUCUAUUUCUGGGAGGAGAAGGAUAAGAAUGGGGCACUUGCCUCGUUUUGCAUUCUUUUUGUAUCAUAUAAUAAUCUAUCUACUAUCCUUUGCUGCCCUGCUGCUGCUUACCACUUUUGUACUUGUAAUACAACAUGUUGCUCUUGCGCAUCCAUUUUGAGAUCUGAAUAACAUGCAUCAACGGGAUACGUGCAGUCCACUGCCACAGCCCCUUUCUCUGCAUGGACACAG